GAACCCUUUGUCCUUAGCUUUCCUGACUUUGACUGUUCCGUGGUUUUGAGAUUGUCAUCCCUUCAUCACUAUGGCAGCCCUUUCAAUGACUCAGCUAUGAGAAACAGUAGCUCUCCUAAAAGUAAUAUGUUCCUGAAAAUAACUGAUCCCUAGAUUAUUAGGGUAUGUCAGGAAAUACCUUCUUAAGACCCUCGUAGACUCCCCAAGUCUGUCCUCGACUGGCUCUUGUCCCCUUUGCCCUCCAGGGCACAGACUUCUACUUAGCUCUUCUCACGUGUACUCACUGAUUUGCCAACUCUACGGUCCACGCCUUGUGCAGGAAGGAUGGCUUAUUUACCUUUUAUUCUCAGCACCGCAUUCCUUGGCAUGUCCUCGGUAAAAGUCUGUGGAUGAAUGAAUGGAUCUGUCCCAUUUGAGGAGGGAGGUGGACAUUGAAGUGUUAUGUGAAAGGAGCACUGAGUUUGUGAAUUGGGUGCAACCACAACCGAGGGCAGAUGCUGUCAGGAUGCUCGCGGCCACUUUAAAGUUGGUUUAAGCUACUUGCAAGAGAGAGGUAGCAAAUGAUAGCUAUUUGGCAAGAGAUUCUGGCAUUUAGUGGAUGUUCAGUCACUACAGGGCAAAACACUAGGGAGAUUCACCCCUGAUUUUGUGCCAUGUUUUUGUGUUCCUUACGUGUUUUAUGAAACCACUUAACCAAACUUGAUUAAGUCCCUUCCAUGUGCCUUCUACUGUGCUAGGUGCAGGGAAUACAGAAGAGCAAAGUGUGGGCUCUGUCUGCGGGGAACCCACAAAAUAGCAGGAGACGUGAAUAACUGAGUAGGAGCCGUUUCCUAACAGGAGCCCCACUGGCAGCUGGCUGGUUAAGGGGAAAGGCUGGUUAAGCAGGAAAUCAUAUAAACGUGUUUAAUUUUCAUCUAUAAAUGCACAAGCACUUGCCAAACUUUUGACAUAAGACCGAGGCCUCAUCUUUGAUUAUGCGUUCAUUGCAUAGAGUUCUGAAUAUUCUUACAUAGGCGACUCUCCUCCAUUUCUUUUUAGAGCUUUUUAAAGCUUUCUUUUUAAAGCUCCAAUCUUUUUAAAGCUUUCUUGGUUAUUUUCCACUUGUCUUAUCCAACGUUUAGGUCUAUGGCAUUUUUUUUUUUAAAGCUACUCGCUUUUAUUGAGUUCUCCACAGUAUUCAACAUAGGUUUUGUAGAAAUAAUCACAUCUCUCUUUUUCCAUUCGUAUUUCAUCAGUUCAUGCAAUAAUUGUAAUAACAAGCAUAAUUGGCCUAAGCAGAUUUGGGAAUGCACACGAUGAUCUUGGUGAGAAUUAGUGGGAACAGAGGUAGCUGAGCAGGCUAGAGAGGCCAGUAGCCACGAGUGGAAACCCUGAGUGGGCAGCAGGAAUGGAGAAUGCCCGUUACUCUAGAAAGUAGGUCAGGCAGAGGUCAACUGAGAAAAGUGUGUAUUGUUCUCAACAACAUAGCAGAGUACGUGCCAUAUAAAUAAAAGGUUAUACUCAAGUUCAAAGGUCUAUUAAUUCUUCCUGGGGUUUUGGUUAAGAUUCCCAGCUCCUAUUUUACAGCAGAUUUCUCACAUCUUGCAGGAAUGUGUUAAUAACAAUUGUUAACAUUUAUGGAACUCUCUUUAUAUGCGGGCAUUGUUCUAAGCAUCUGACAUGGAUUAACUUGUUUAACCUUUAUGACAGUCCUGAGAGGAAUUUCUAUAUUAUUAUCUCCACCUUACGGAUGAGAUAAUGACGCACAGAGAAAUUUAAAUAACUUGCCCGCAGUCACAGAGCUAAGAAAUGUUAAGUGGUGAAGUGGGAUGAGAACCCGUCCAUCAUGAUUCUACAGCCAGAGUUUUUAACAAUUGUAUACUGCAUUUUUCUGUUAUAUUCUCCAUCUUCGGGAACAUGAAAGAUUCUGAGUUGGUUUGUACAGAUUUCUCUAGGACUAAAACAUAUUCACGACAGGAAGAUCUUACACAGGGACAUAAAAGCACAGAACAUUUUUCUUAGCAAGAAUGGAAUGGUUGCAAAGCUCGGGGACUUCGGGAUAGCAAGAGUUCUGAACAAUUCCAUGGAACUUGCUAGAACUUGUAUUGGAACACCUUACUACCUGUCCCCAGAGAUCUGUCAGAAUAAACCCUACAACAAUAAAACGGAUAUUUGGUCUCUUGGCUGUGUCUUAUAUGAGCUUUGCACACUCAGGCAUCCGUUUGAGGGUAACAACUUACACCAGCUGGUUCUGAAGAUUUGUCAAGCACAUUUUGCCCCAAUAUCCCCGAGGUUUUCCCAUGACCUGCAGGCCUUGAUAUCUCAGCUCUUCGAAGUCUCUCCCCGAGAUCGGCCAUCUAUUAAUUCCAUUUUGAAAAGGCCAUUUUUAGAGAAUCUUAUUGCCAGAUACUUGACUCCUGAGGUCAUGCACGAGGAAUUCAAUCACAGCAUCACUCAUAAAGCAAGAUCAUUGGCUUCUCAACCUCCAGGGAAGGGGAUCCAAGAUUCUAAAAUACAGAAAGCAAGAUUCCAGGCAAAGUGCCUACCAAGAUCAAGGAUAUCAGUGCCUGUUAAAAGGAAGGAAAUAUUACAUAGAAAUGAAUGGAGACCACCAGCUGGAGCCCAGAAGCCCAUAGCCAUAAAAAUGGUAGAAAGGCCCAAACUUCCUGCACUCUGUGGUCAUUAUGAUUAUUAUUAUGCUCAACUUGACGUGUUGCGGAAGAGAACUCAUGAACCAAGUUACCACUGUGUUCGUCCAAAAGAUUCUGGAGUGGAGGAGAAUUAUAAACAGGAAGAAAGCCACAGUCCAUCACCAGGUCAAUGGCCUGCUGAAUAUCUUCAGAGGAGAUUUGAAGCUCAACAGUAUAAGUUGAAAGUGGAAAAGCAGUUGGGUCUUCGUCCAUCUUCUGCUGAGCCAAAUCACAACCAGAGACAAGAGCUAAGAAGUAAUGGAGAAGAGUCUAGAUUCCAGGAGCUGCAGAUCAGGAGAAACAAAAUGAAGGAACAGGAGUAUUGGAAGCAGCUAGAGGAAAUACGCCAACAGUACCACAAUGACAUGAAGGAAAUUAGAAAGAAGAUGGGGAGUGAACUAGAGGAGGACUCAAAAAUAGGUUAUAAAACCUAUUUAGUGAAGAAAAGUGACCUGCCCAUCCCCCAAGAAGCACCUCAGGAAGAAGCUCCUGUACAGGAUAUUGAAAGAGACUUGAAACAAAUUAGAGUUCAGACCAUAAAGGAAAGUAACAUUCCAGAACAGAACUGUAAAGCUAAGAGAGGAGUGAAAUUUGAAAUUAGUUUAAACCAAUGUAUUUCUGAUGAAAAAACCCUCCAAGAGGAAGAGGUAACGGAUGUGCGAAAUGAAACUUUGACCUUUGAGGAUGACAUGAAGCUUAAGAAGUAUGAAGAUUAUACAGACAAAGCAUUUGAAAAACUCUGUUGUCCAGAAGCAGAGUUGUUCAUUCAAGAUACUGGUGCUGCUGCAGAGAACAGGAGACAGUGGGACGCACGAGCUCCUCAGACUCUCCUGGCGAUGAUGGCAGCCGGUGACAUGACCUCCACCUGUUCCACUCUGCUGGGCGGGGAAUCUACACUCGUUCAGUGUGGCCAAGGGAUUGUGACUGAAGGAGUUCCAGAAAAUAGGAAGCAGUGGGGGCACGAAGUGCCAGGAGCUUUAAUGAACGCUUUGGCUGCAGCACGUCUAACAAGUAGCUCAUUUUAUGCCAACGAAGGAGAAUUGGUGGGAACAUUAAAACAGUGGCUUCCUAGAGAAGAUGAGGGAAAUGUGGGAAUGGCCCCUGGCAUUGAAGUAGAUGAGGAACAACCAAGAUCGGACGAUGAUGAUACAAAUUUUGAAGAAUCUGAAGAUGAGUUGAGAAAUGAAGUAAUAGAAUCCCUAGAAAAACUUGCUACUUCUAAAGAGGAAGAAAACAGAGAAGAGUCUCCUGGUUUUUCUAAGGGUGCUGGAAAGUUAGGAGGAAAGGAGAUAAGCAUACAGAAAUAUGCAGAAUUCAGUGAAGGUUUAGAGAAUAUUUCUACUCGAUCUAGUGACAAAGUAUGCAUUGCUGAUGAAAACCAAGAAACAUCAACAACCCAUCAAAAUGUACAAGUGUGAUUAUUGUACUUUUUCUUAAGUGAUAAGUUAGUAUCUAUUAGGUAUAGUGUCUGGGCACAAGUCAUUAAUAUUCAUUCUGUAAGAGUUUGCCAGUCAUCCCAGGGGUUUAUUAAUUUUUCUCCCAAUUUAGACAGUAAGGCUGACUAAUUUGAGUAUAGAAAUUAAUAUUUUUACUUUAAAAUUUCUAUCAAGAAAUCUUUCAGACAGUAGAUGUGAUAGGCAGAGUAAUGAGUCUCUCUUCCUGCCACCCCGCAGCACACCCAGUGAUGUGAAUAUAUUGUUACAUGGUAAGGGGGAAUUAAGGUUGCAGGUGGAAGUAAGGCUGCUACUCAGCUGACCUUCAAAUAGGGGAGGGUGUUUUUGAUUACCCAGGUGGGCCCAAUGUAAUCAAAGGGUGUUUAACAGUGGAAGGAGGCAGAAGAGAGAACCAGAGAGAUGUCAGGGUGAGCGGGGAUGAGCCUGGUGCUGCCACCUUUGAAGAUGUAGGAACAUGCCAUAUGCCAAGGAAUACAGGCAGCUUCUAGAAUCUGGGAAAGGCCAGGCAAUGGACUCUCCCCAGAAGCCCGCAGAGGGAACACAGUCUUGCUGACAUCUUGGUUUUAGCUUCUGGAAAUCCACUUUAGACUUCUGACCUACAGAAUUGUAAGAUAAUAAAUUUGUGUUGUUUUAACUAAGUUUGGUAGGUUUAAAUUUGAUAAAUUUAACUAAAUUUGUUAAGACAAUGGUAGAAGACUAAUACAAUGUACAAACAAAUUCAUUUAGAAUAAUCUGCCAUUAUAGAAAACUGUGAUUUGGGGAUUUCUGAAGUCAUACUGAAUACACUUUUUUGAAGCUGAUGUUGACACUCAAGAGAGUAGGGUAAUUGAGCAAAGAGAGGAUCAAGGCCCAUCAUGUUAAUUACGCACCAAAUAUUCAUUUUAUUAUGUUUUAUUGAAUUAAUUCCUAAUAGCUUCAAAUGUAUAGAUUAUAAGCUUCUUGAAGGCAAGAAGCCAUCAUCUUACUUACAUCUUAUAUCUUAUUUACAUUGUACGCUGAUCUUUUUAUAUAUGGUGCUUAGCAGAGAACAAUCCCAGUGUUGAACAUGUGCCUGGAGUUUAAUAGAUAUUUGUUGAUUUAUUGUGUUGCUUCUAUGAAGGACAGAGUGGUUAUAAUUCUAAGUGGUAGAAUUCUCCCUGAAAUAGAUGCUCUGGAAUAAAAAUAAAACUGAAAUUACACAUUAAUACAUUGCUAAGCCAAUGAAACAAGGAUGAGGAGGGGUUGGUCAGAAUAUUUCUAAGGUCUGCUUAGUAUUUACAUUUGAUAUAAUUUUAUUAAAUGUGGGGAAAGUAUCAAGAUUCCCCUAACUGUCGGAUGCAUCCUGUAUUUUCCUUGGUGAAAGUUCCUUUCAGCUUGGUGUAUAGGGUUUCAAGCUGCUCUUUAAGAGAGAUGGCUCAGUAUGGUCACAUCAUGAGGCUGAGAAUACUUAAAAAUUUCUUACCACUGUUAAUUUCAACCGUGGUAACACAUGACCCCGAAAGAUUAAAGCAUCAUUAAUCCUACUGACUCUUACUGGUCAGCAUAUACGUGUUUUACUUUUGGAACAUUAUGUGGUUAAGGCAUGAUAAAUCUGUUAAUAUGC
Herpailurus yagouaroundi (jaguarundi) is the source of this 5705-nucleotide messenger RNA. It is a transcript of the gene NEK5, whose product is annotated as NIMA related kinase 5. Lineage: Eukaryota; Metazoa; Chordata; Mammalia; Carnivora; Felidae. Gene Ontology annotation, biological process: protein phosphorylation. The transcript has 20 exons. The record is from RefSeq and is a predicted model, not a curated record. The coding region runs from base 2012 to 4087 and encodes 691 amino acids. Gene Ontology annotation, molecular function: protein kinase activity; ATP binding.